This is a messenger RNA of Anthostomella pinea, 921 nucleotides long. The record is from the annotation of a GenBank genome assembly. Lineage: Eukaryota; Fungi; Ascomycota; Sordariomycetes; Xylariales; Xylariaceae.
AUGGUGCCAAUCGUGAGGAACUUCCCCUGGAUCAACAGCAUCGCCGCAAUGGUUCCAGUGGCGCUUUUGAAAGCCAUCAAUCCACACGUAGCCGGCUUCAGGAUGUUUCAUCUGCUCAGUGAAGGACAUACAGAGAAGAUCAAGGCCCAUUUGUCCAGCGGCAGGGAGCGCGAUGAGUACCAUGAGAAGACCUCAGUCUUCCAUCAUCUCCUCUUGAGUGAUCUGCCAGAGGCCGAGAAAGAGCCGGGGCGUUUGAACAGAGAAGCAUUUGCGCUCCUCGCCGCUGGGACAAUUGCGACCGCCGCUACUCUGACUCUCAUAACGUACUUCGUUCUUCAAGACCCUGUCAUCCAGGACCGACUCCGCGACGAACUCAAAGAAGCCAUGGCUUGCUAUCCUGAGAAAGUCCCCCGGUGGACAGAUCUUGAGAAGAUUCCUUACUUGACUGGAUGCAUCAAAGAGGGUUUACGGUACGCUCCGAUCCCACAUGGUAUGCUGAAUCUGUGUCUGAGACAGCUCUAUGAACAUAGUCUCGCACGCUUCAUGAGGCGUAGUCCUCGCAUAUCCCCCGACCAGGAUCUCCAGUACAAACAGUGGACGAUCCCGAAGAACACGCCAGUGGGUAUGUCAGUCUGCCAUCUACAUAUGGACCCCGAAGUCUACCCCGACCCUUAUAAGUUUGUCCCCGACCGCUGGAUUGGCGAUGUCGAUCCCCGCGUAAACCGGAACUUUGUUCCCUUUGUGAGGGCUCCAGGAACUGCGUGGGCCUCAAGGAUGUACAUCGUCUUGAGCAUUCUCUUCAGGCCAGGAGGCCAUAAGAUGAGUCUGGACUGCGACGAGUCUGACAUCGUUCCGAUCCACGACAGCGAUGUAGGAACCCCCAAGCCGGACAGCCGCGGGCUUCGAGUUCGUUUCGAGUAA